GUUUCUGAUCCAAGCUACCUGAUGAUGGCAGUAAUGCACUGUUAAGUGCGGUUGCCAGUAAAAGAAAGAAGAAGAAGAAGAAGAAGAAGAGGAUGCGCGCACACGUGAGCUCUGCUCUUUUCAUUGCUGGAGUAAAAUUAAUUCAGUUCACACCUGCGAGGGUCUCCCUGUGAGGGGUGCCAGCAGAUGUCCAGAUAGACCGCCGUGUGCUGUCAUCCAGUCCUGGUCCGUUUCUGUUCUGCUGUGGAUCGGCUGUACGUUAAAUCAUCAUCCUGCAGUGCCUGAGGUUUUGUCACUCCACCCCACCCCCUGUCAUCAUGGCACCCAAGGACAUCAUGACCAAUUCGCAUGCCAAAUCCAUCUUGAAUGCCAUGAACGCCCUGAGAAAAAGCAACACGCUGUGCGACAUCACUCUGAGGGUGGAGGGCACAGAUUUCCCGGCCCACCGCAUUGUGUUGGCGGCCUGCAGUGAUUAUUUCUGUGCCAUGUUCACCAGUGAGCUUGCUGAAAAAGGGAAGUCCUUUGUGGACAUUCAGGGCCUCACAGCGUCCACCAUGGAGAUCCUGUUGGAUUUUGUUUACACAGAGACGGUGCUGGUUACAGUAGAAAACGUUCAGGAGCUGCUGCCCGCUGCCUGUCUCCUGCAGCUCAAAGGUGUGAAGAGAGCUUGCUGUGAUUUCCUUAACAGUCAGUUGGAUCCAUCAAACUGUCUGGGAAUCAGAGACUUUGCAGAAACUCACAACUGUCUGGACUUGAUGCAGGCAGCUGAACUGUUCUCACAGAAACAUUUUGCUGAGGUGGUGCAACAGGAGGAGUUUAUGCUGCUCAGUCAGAGCGAGGUGGAAAAACUCAUCAAGUGUGAUGAGAUCCAGGUUGACUCAGAGGAGCCUGUAUUCGAGGCAGUUCUGAACUGGGUGAAGCACAACAGAAAAGAGAGAGAGCCAUACCUACCCGAUCUGCUGGAGUAUGUGCGCAUGCCGCUGCUCACCCCACGAUACAUCACUGAUGUCAUUGAUAUAGAGCCAUUGAUACGCUGCAGUCUGCCUUGUCGAGAUUUGGUGGAUGAAGCAAAGAAGUUUCACCUCCGGCCAGAGUUACGCAGCGAGAUGCAGAGUCCUCGAACCCAAGCAAGACUCGGUGCCAAAGAGGUUCUCUUGGUAAUUGGAGGAUUUGGCAGCCAACAAUCACCCAUUGACGUUGUUGAGAAGUAUGAUCCAAAAUCCAGAGAGUGGAGCUUUCUUCCUAACAUUGCAAGGAAGCGACGUUAUGUUGCCACCGUUGCCCUGAAUGAUCGCGUCUAUGUUAUCGGUGGGUACGAUGGCCGAUCACGCUUGAGUUCAGUUGAGUGUUUAGACUACACAGCAGAUGAAGAUGGAGUCUGGUACUCUGUCGCCACAAUGAAUGUACGCCGAGGCCUUGCAGGAGCUACAACUCUCGGAGAUAUGAUCUAUGUUGCGGGUGGAUUUGAUGGAAGUAGACGUCACACCAGCAUGGAGCGUUAUGACCCUAAUAUUGACCAGUGGAGCAUGCUGGGAGAUAUGCAGACUGCAAGGGAGGGAGCAGGACUUGUUGUAGCCAGUGGACUCAUUUACUGUUUAGGUGGUUAUGAUGGUCUGAACAUCCUGAAUUCUGUAGAGCGGUAUGACCCUCACACAGGACACUGGACCAGCGUCACUCCCAUGGCCAACAAACGCUCAGGGGCUGGUGUGGCUUUGUUGAAUGAUCACAUAUAUGUUGUCGGAGGGUUUGACGGCACGGCCCACCUGUCUUCCGUAGAGGUGUACAACAUCCGCACAGACUAUUGGACCUCUGUGGCCAAUAUGACCACACCACGCUGCUACGUAGGAGCCACGGUCCUAAGGGGCCGCCUUUAUGCCAUUGCAGGAUAUGAUGGGAACUCACUGCUCAGCAGCAUUGAAUGUUACGACCCCGUGAUUGACAGCUGGGAGGUGGUGACUUCAAUGGCAACACAACGCUGUGACGCAGGAGUUUGUGUGCUCAGAGAAAAAUGAGAAGAGAUUUAAUUCUGACAUAGAGGCACUUUUUAUAUCUGGACACUGGAAUCUGCACUCCACUGCUCAGCAGAGCAUCAGAUCCCAUUACCAGCCUUUUUAUGACUCUUUCCUCUUAUUGCAUUUAAGUUUUGUUGCCAUCUGAUCUCAGUCCUUGUUUUCCCUUAAUGAGGGAUAAAACACUAACUUUAUGAUACAGUCAACGUGUGUUUCACCACCGUUUUUGUCCUCUUCAUACAGACUCUGUGAUCUUUGGUUCUGUGAGAUUCACUCAGUUGGGUCCUUUAAAGUGCAAUAUAAUAAUCUACUGGUGUUGAAAUGUCUCGGAGAAGAGACAAGUAUGUGUAUGCCUUACUGCCCAAGUGACUGAAUCCUUCCUGAAGAAGUGGACAUUGCCAGAUUCUUUAGGAUGUGACAACAGAGGUGCUUUGUGUAAUCUGUGUCAAUCCUGUCUUUGACGUCCGUUUUGACAAAGUCAUCAUCAUCUCUGGUUGCUGGGGCUUCUCUCAUUGACUCGACCCUUUAUAUAUGUGCCUGAAGCACCAGAGAUUUUUCCAUCAUCAUGUAUAGAACCAUCAGUAAGAAAUUGUGAAGCCAGUGUGCUGGUGUUUUAGGUGUGUUUAGUAGUGUGAAUCUGAAUGCACGGGUGAAUUUAGCUGUGCUCUCUCAGUGAAACUGUGUCGUUAAAAUACUGGAAACCGACCCAUUAAUAUGAAUGAAGGAUGACUUGCAUGGUGGAUGUUCUGCAGUAUAUCAUUGAUGUGGUAUGCAGUUUUAAUAGUGUGACUCCAUGAUAAAGACAAUAAAGGUAAAGUCUGUUUAUCAUGUAACACAAUUGAGGUUUCACAUCAUCGGCUUACCUGUGAGAAGAUUUUUUUUCAUACAAUUUCAUACAGCAUUUAAAGACCCAUCAAAAUAGUUUUAAAUUUUUUUGUGCUGACGACUUAUUUUCUAUUGAAACAGGAAAUUUGGGGUGGUAUGUAUCUAAUGCUGUCUUCAAGUGCACCUGGGCAACUCAUACCAUUCAAGAAAGGUAACAUGGAAGUAGCGUAAAUAAAGCAAACAAAUAAUGUUGUGAACAAUAA
Molecule: messenger RNA, 3097 nt
Organism: Sinocyclocheilus anshuiensis
Lineage: Eukaryota; Metazoa; Chordata; Actinopteri; Cypriniformes; Cyprinidae
Product: kelch-like protein 12
Exons: 12
Coding region: 318-2012 (564 amino acids)
Biological process (GO): protein monoubiquitination; COPII vesicle coat assembly
Cellular component (GO): COPII-coated ER to Golgi transport vesicle
Molecular function (GO): protein binding
Source: RefSeq, a predicted model, not a curated record